Molecule: messenger RNA, 4333 nt
Organism: Trematomus bernacchii (emerald rockcod)
Lineage: Eukaryota; Metazoa; Chordata; Actinopteri; Perciformes; Nototheniidae
Gene: rabep1
Product: rabaptin, RAB GTPase binding effector protein 1
Biological process (GO): endocytosis
Cellular component (GO): intracellular membrane-bounded organelle
Molecular function (GO): growth factor activity; GTPase activator activity
Source: RefSeq, a predicted model, not a curated record
GAGGAGGAUGAGAAGGAGAGGCUGAGCCAGGUGAACGAUCUGCAGGAGGAAGAUUUUGGAGACAACACGGAGCCUCUGGAGGAUUUACUCCUCGGGCUGAGCGUCGGGGAGCCUAACCUCAGCACCCAUGGCUCCCUGCACUCUUUAGACACUGACGUGGUGGCAGGCGUCCUCCUGGACCCCUAUAAGGAGAAUCUGAGGAGAGUUCAGUCCACAGACAGCCUGGGGUCCUCUCUCUCCGUGCAGCAGGGCCUCGGGGGACACAACCACAAAGCCAAGUCAGCCAGCAACCUGGACGAGUCUGACUUCGGACCCCUGGUGGGGGCGGACUGCGGGGCCAUGGACAGCAGCUUUGGGGACACGUUGUCCAUCAGCUCCAUGAAGCUGACGGCCAGCCACUUCCUGCUCACUAAAGACCAGGAGAAAGCCAUCAAAGCGAUGACUCCGGAGCAGGAGGAGACGGCGUCGCUGCUCUCCAGCAUCUCCCACGCCCCCGACAACGCUUAUCUGCCGCCGGGGGGGUACAGGCUCGUCAGCGACAGCGAGUGGAACCUCCUGCAGCAAGAGGUGAAAAAUGCUGGCAGGCAGCUUGGCAGACGCUGUGACAUGUGCUCAAACUACGAGAAGCAGCUGCAGGCCAUCCAGGGACAAGAGGCCGACACUCGAGACCAGGUGAAGAAGCUGCAGGUGAUGCUGCGUCAGGCCAACGAUCAUCUGGAGAGAACGAUGACGGAGAAACAGACUCUGGAAGACUCGGUCAAAGUGGGCAACGAGGAAACUGCUGCUAAGGUGUCCGCCCUCGUGCAGCGGGUGCAGGAUUCGGAGACGUUGCUGUGCGCGCUGCAGCAGGCCUUCAGUGACGCUAAGAGGAACACACAGCAGCAGAUGGCGGUGCUGGGGAAGUCAAGGGAGCAGGUGGCCGACGAGCUGAGCCGUCUGCAGAGAGACAACGAGAACCUGCAGGGGACACACCGGCUGCAUGAGGAGCUGCAGCAGCAGGAGGACUUCCAGAUGCCCAACACUGUGCAAGAGCUUCACGGCCUGGUGGUGCGGUUUCGAGAAGACGUGGUGGCGUUACGGACGUCAGCUGAUCACAUGGAGGAGAAGCUGAAGGCGGAGAUUCUGUUCCUGAAGGAGCAGAACCAGGCGGAGCAAUGUCUGAAGGAGAACCUGGAGGAGACGCUGCAGACGGAGAUCGAGAGCUGCAAGGAGGAGAUAGCAUCUUUCUCCAGCCUCAAGACGGAGAUGGAGAGGAUAAAGGUGGAGAAAGAAAAGUUUGAGAGGAGUCUGUCGGAGAAGACGGAGACUCUGGAGAACCUUCAGGGUCUGAGGAUCAGUCUGGAACGGCAGCUCAGAGAACUCUCCACUGCAAAGAGUGCGCUCCAGGCUCAGGCGAUGGAUGAGAAGGACAAAGCUCAGCGGCUGCAGACGGAGCUGGACGUCAGUGAGCAGGUUCAGAAGGACUUCGUCAAACUCUCUCAGACUCUUCAGGUUCAGCUGGAGCGAAUACGACAGGCGGACUCUUUGCAGCGAAUCAAAGUCAUCCUCAACGACACCAACUUGACUGACAUCAACCAGCUUCCAGACACAUGAUGACACUGACAGGAAACUGCUUCAGCUUCAUUCCCCCUCCUCAUCCUCCUCCUCCUCCUCCUCCUGCCCCCUAACCACCACAGAAGAAGAGUUGUGGAGGGACUAAAGGAGCCUUUUUCUUGUGUACAGAGCACACUGCGGAUAAUAGAAUAAUGAAGAAGAACACUACUACUACUAAAACAAGAAAAAUGUAAAUAAGUAAAUGUGUGAUUGUUGACGGAGGGGUCUCCCUGUGUCUCGUUUCUACUGUAGAUAUAUAUUUCCGUCUGUGUUAGCUCAACCAAAAAAGGUUUGUCGUCGUCUAAAAGCACUUUUCAUCGUCUCUUUCCAGGUCAAUUUAGACGAAAAUUGGAUGCAUACAUUUUCCUCGUCCUUGCUUCCCUUUUCCACUCGCUUCCUCUUUUCCUUUCCACUGUUUUUGUUCUGUGACAUUUUCCCUCCUUGUUUUGGCUCAUUCUCGCCCUGUGACAAAGACACGAUGAAGGACACUCAUGGGAAACACUUGCACAUAAUUUAACUGAGAACAGGAUUUCGGCAACACCCUUCAUCCUCUCCUCACAUCUGACAUUUUUUAAAAGCUGCUCAAACACAGUGAAGAAAUAUCCAUGUCCUGUUUCAAAGAUUUAUUUUCCACCCUUCUUGAAAAUCAUGAAGACACAGAGGAAGUGUAAAGUGGGUUUUAUACCGCGUUUCGCUCCUUUUGAUUGGUUCCUUUAUUUGAGUUCCUUAGCGUAAUUUAAAUGAGCAAUUAGCUGCUCAUUCAAAGACACUUAAAAGAGGGAGAAUUCAGUGGGUAAAAUCCCAACAAAAUUCAUAUAACUUUUCGUAUUAAUGAUGUGUCUCCAAGGUUAAUUAAUCACCACUUUGAGGCUACAAAUGGGUUUCAUUUCAACACUUUUAAAGCUGGGUUAUGCAGAGUUUCUUUUACCGUUAUUGUGUAAUAAAUAAUCCACAAUAACCUCUCAGCAUAUUGUAAUUCAAGCUUUAUUUGAAAAUCAGACUCCUGCUGUUUUCAGGGUUUAUCAAAUCUAGCCUGCGACCAAUUAUCCAAUCACACAUCAUUUCAGAGAGAAAGCAUUCCUAUUGGCUGUUCAACAAAAGUAGACGUGCAUGCAUGGUGAGUUCAGAAGUUAAACGCCUGAUACAAAGGAGGAAAGUCCUGCAGAAUAAGUGGCUUUUUUUAUGCAUUGGCAACGACACUGCAAAGAAACCCCGAAACAAGAAGCUGUUUAAUAUCAGGGAAGCGUUUCAGAGAAAGUGAGAAACCUGGCACGCUUUGCAGAUAGCUUUAUUCUUGAAUCAUAGCGUGUUAUUCCCAAAGGGCUUGACAGAUGGAGGGCUGUACGUUCAAUGUUUGCCUCUCCAGAAAACUGCCUUCCCUGGGCUAAGACUUGAAGGAGAAUGUGCUCAAAAUAUGAUGAAUUCUUGCCAAAUAAUGCAAGAACAAAUCUGCCUACUCCAGCUUUAAAGUGUCAGGGUGUUAGAAAGCAAACCAAGACUGAUCUGUGAUUGAUGUAUUAUUAAAACAGACAACUGUAUUCUUAAGACUUUGCAAUCAGAAAGUUCUUAAAUUAAAAUACGCGGAUCUUUCUGUAACUUUUCUGGACAAAAAAAUCUGCAUUGCGAAAACAAACCAGGUUGUACGACGUGGUUACACUUUACCCAAAGACGUCUAACUCAAAAGAAAAUAAUAGUUUUUCUCGUAACAUAAACAAAUCUUACAAAUGGACAUUUUCAGAUGUUAAAUUCACAUCGAUUUUACAGUGAAAAUAAGUACUUCACACCUCGACACAAAAGCCGUAAAAAGUGUGUGUUUUCCUUAAAUUGCAAUAAUAAUAACCCUCAGAUGUAAGUGUAUUUCAGACGCUUUCAGACGUUCUGUUUCUAAUGAAGCAUCCUAAGGCUUUUACCCAAACUUAAAUUGACAAAUUGUGCUUUUUAAUUAACCAUAUUUAAUCAAGGCAGUUUAACUAAAAAUACGGAUUUUAAAACUCCAAGAUUACACAUGAAAUCUGUGUGUUUUGGGGUGUUAAACAGCAGGAGUCUCAUUGCCCCUUAAUAAGACAUUGAAUGAUUUUGAAUUGGUCUAAGGAAGUGGAGGUUUUUUUUGUGGCAUAUUUGACAAUUAUUAUUUCCCGACGCAAGAGGUGGCAGCUGCUGCAGUUUUAAAAUAUUAAGAGAAAAUAUAAAGAAAUACAGACUUCUGGAGCUGAAGAAAGUGGAAAAUGACUAGUUUUAACAACAUUCUUGAUGUUCAAACAUGCAGACAGAAAAGUAGGAUUUCACCAAUUAACUAAAUUCAAUUGUUUUUGUUUUGUUCCCAGCAGUCUGCUUUGAAUACAGACGGUCCCUCGAUGUUACUUUAAAUGGUUAAAACGGCACUAAUGAACUUCUAUUGAAAACAAAUCAUCCUGAAGUGAUAAAGGGGGACUUCUCUCUGCAUUGUGAUUAAAACAAUAUCCAUAUAAUCACGCAGCUUUUAGGACAUGUUGAUUACCGUUUUCCUUUGUUGACGUGCAUGUAUUACAUUUCCUUCAUGUUGUCUAUACUGUAGAUAUCUGACGUUGAUAUUUAUGAAUGAUCCAGAAAUAUCAAGUUGCACUGACAGAAAUACCGUGUGUCUGAUUGUGAGCGGAGAAAUGGUGAAAGUAGAUAAUAUUCAUGAUGUGUUUCUUCUCUGAAAAGGCCUUAUUGCAUUACGGCUUGGUGUGUUUGUGACAUUUAAAACCCUCUAAUUUAA